CUAAGUACAUUGGGGUAAAGUAUUUCCGAAUAGCCCAGGGUGGAAGUGGGGGCUGCAAUAAUGAGGGGUACAUCGUGGGUGGCCCGGAGACGUUCUAAACGCUUGUGUGGUCCUCUGGGUAGUUCUGUAAGCUGGAUACGAUGCUGCCAAGGCCCUAAAGACGAUGUGUACGACGCUUUGUCGACAGGAAGAGGGGUAUAGACGCUCGGCCGUGGCUUCACUACCUCAUUCACGAUUAUUGCAAAAUUCCCCGGCUGAACAAUGACAUUACUCCACACUAAGACUGCUUUUUACUUCUGCAUUUUAAUAAUCUCCAACGAAGUAGCAUCCGAGUUAUCCCGCAAUUUCAUCGUAACCGACAACAACGAUAAUGGAACCUGGAAGGAGUUAAGUCUGAGUCUGACGGACUCCAGCUGUCGGAGGCCAUCAAAAUGUGUUUCCCUGGAGUACAGGACAUGUCUGGGGACCCCUCUGACCUACGAGCAGACAUCCCUGGACCUUCUCCCCGAUAAUCACUCCCAGGACAAGAUAAACGAGACUUUGACGAUGCUGGAGAGCCUGAAGUACAUUCCAAAAUGUUGGACAGUGGUCCAGCCACUGUUAUGCGCAGUCUUCAUGCCCAAAUGCUCGAAUAAUCUUCUGGAUCUGCCCUCUCCAGACACCUGCAAGAAAAUUCUGAAACCCUGUGGCAUUGUCAUGAACAGCACCGUUUGGCCGGACUUCCUAAGAUGCGAGAAUGAGAAAAUUUUCUCCCCUCAGUGCAAGAAUGACUUUAGGGAUGUUAAAUUUGGAACUCCUGGCAAGUGCUUGAGCCCUUUGGUGAGUGUCAGCUCAUCGGUCAGUGGCACUGAUGAGUCCUUCGAUGGAAUCGAUGGCUGCAGAAUCCCAUGUAAUGAUCCCAUGUUUCUACCUGACGAACUCGCCCAGAUUCACUCGUUCAUUGCUUGGGCUGCUGGCAUAUGCAUAUUUUUCAACAUGUUCACGAUGGUGACUUUCUUCAUUGAUUGGAGAUCUGCCAGUAAGUACCCAGCAGCUAUCAUCUUCCAUAUCAAUGGCUGCUUCUUGGUGUCUUGCAUUGGUUGGCUUGUACAAUUCACUCCUGGCAGCAGGGAUGUCAUUGUCUGCAGGAAGGAUGGAACACCCAGGAUCGGAGAGCCCAGUGGAGAAAAUAUCUCCUGUGCAGCAGUAUUCAUAAUGGUCUACUACUUCUCAAUGGCAGCACUCGUCUGGUUCGUCAUUCUGACAUACGCCUGGCACGUCAGUUUCCGAGCCCUCGGAAAAAUUCGUGACAAAAUCGACAAGAAGAAUUCGUAUUUUCAUCUCCUCGCUUGGUCAAUUCCAUUCGUCCUGACUGUCCUCACUUUUGCAUUUACCAAGAUCGACGGUAACAGUGUCACAGGAAUUUGUUAUGUCACCCAUGAACCCAUGGCCAGAGGGUUGUUGGUGCUAUUGCCACUGACAUGUGGGUCACUAACUGCUGGGUACUUCAUAUCUCGAGCGCUGAUCACCCUGAUCGGCAUGAAGAUAAGCAGCCAGGACAUAGUUCAUGAGCGCGCGAGUGCAAAAAUUCGGGAGACAAUAAUCCGCAUAGGUCUCUUCACCCUCUUCAUCUACGUAUCAGUGAUAAUAACAAUCUACUGCCAUAUCCAUGACUUCGUCAACUCCGAUAAAUGGUCCAAGAGUUUUCGUGACUACAUGUGGUGUUCGAUCUUGACAAAAUACCAGGGUACCAAUCAGUGUACCAUGGAUUCUCGUCCAAGCAUCGCAAAACUCCAGCUCCACCUGUUGGCGCACUUCUUUGCUGGCAUUCUGAUGUCCUCGUGGGUGUGGACAGGCUCCACCGUGGACACCUGGACACGGUUCUUGAGGAGGACAUUUCACAAUGAGACCGAGGAGCCAGUUAAACUGAAGAAGCACAAAGUAAUUGCUCAGGCUUUCGCCAAGAGGAAGACGUUUAAUAAUGCAGGACGUUUGUCCAUCAGUUUCCAUCACACCCACGAGGACCCAGUGGGUAUGAACUUCGAUCUUAAUUCAGCGGCAUCACAGGACUUCAGCUCGACGUGGGCAGCAGCCCUUCCUAAAUUUGUAACUCGAAGGGGAGCUCUUGUUGGCAAUAACACAGGAUCAUCAUCGAGUUAUAGGAGAAAUUCUGUUGAUUCAGAGAUUAGCAUAAGUGUGAGGAGAUUCUCCGUCGAGUCCAGAAGAAACUCCCUGGACUCUCAGAUAUCUUAUGGCGUGCAAUUCGCGGAAUUGAAGACGACGAGAAAGGUUGCAUCAUCGUCUGGGCAUCGGUCGAGACGUGGAAAACGAAGGAGGGAAUUCAGUAAGUCCAGAUCAACGAAGUCAGGGCAUUUGUUGAGGAGGGGCAGUACGACGUCACAGGAGAGUCAGUUGGGUGCCCAAAUCCUGUCAGCAUUGACUAUCGGUGGGACUCACGUGCCCAAUAUGAAGAGAAGAUCGGCGACAGUGGGAUUGAAUGGAGAGACACUGGGAUCCAAGAUCAUAGACGGAAAGGAGAUGGGGAUGCUGAUGCCUUUUUUGUUUGGGGGACAGAGUGCCAGUGACGACGAGGGGGCCAGCAGUGAGGAGAAGGGGGGCAAUAAUCGGGAUGUGGAGGCUGGGGUCGUCGAGAAGAAUCGUGAGAGUGAGAGUGAAGAGAGCGAGCCUGAUGAGGGGACCAAGAUGAUUGAGCCUGAGGGGCAAGAGAGGAGCAAGAGCAGCGAUAAAUCCUCGAAGAGUUACUCUCACGACAGUGGAAGGAAGUGCAAGGAAAGCAGGAAGGGGAAAUACGUGAUUCAGGAUGAGACGGUGCUCAAGCAGUUGAUUCAGGAGUCCAAGGAGAUCGUUAGGAGGGACAAUGAGAAGGAGAGCCAUAGUAAACCUGUGAUUGGGGACUUGGCGUCGAGCUUGACGUCUCAUUGCCCGGAGCUCGGACGACUCAUGAUUGGAGAUGGCCAGAGUAAUGCUAGGGAGAUGGCAACCCAGACAUCGUUGCCACUAGAUGUGCUGGAGAUGGAGGAGUUGAAGCAGAGUAUUGAUGAGAUUAUCAGCAGUAGGAAUUGCAGUUCAAAGGGCACUCAGAUCUCUCCGCAGUUGAAUAAAGGCACUCGAAGGGUUGAAAAGGUCUCGGGGGUUAGUCCAAUACCGGCACCGAGACCCUCGAAAGAGGGGAAGAAGAAGGAGUCGAAGAAUGUUUAAUGGUCCUAUUUUAUACGCAAAAUACCCAGGGAAGUAGCGAUUGGGUAUGGGAAAAAUGAGAAGUGGAAAAGAAGACGGAUGUUUAUGUUUUUUAACGUUUUUUGCAACGUUAAGGCUGCUCCUGAAACCAGUCAAGUAUUUUACUAUGGUUUCUAGAUACCUCACAACAAUUUUUGAGAUUGAAUAAUUUUUUAACUCCCUUUGGGCAAUAUUUUCUACAUAUUUGUACUUAAGACUUACGAGAAUACUCAUUAAUUCCAUGACAUAUUUAAUUGAAACUCUACUCGGCCAAAUAUUAUUGUUCUAUCGCACGUUAAGAACAUUAGUUAAUGAGAAGAUAUAUUUUAAGACUGACAUGUCAAUGAAUUCGUUUGAUACGACAACGAUACUGAAGAGUAUAUUUACAUGUAGUUUGUAAUUUUUAUUAUUUUUAAGACAAUGCAAUACAUGACGUUUGUCAGAAUAAUUUUUUACCAAUUUUCGAUUCGACUUUUAAAUAUUUGUCGAUUUGUGGAAUGCACCUGGAAUUCGUUAAAUUUGUAACUGGAGAUUCAAAUAAACUAUUCCAUUAAUCUCGCUUA
Messenger RNA from Diachasmimorpha longicaudata, 3779 nucleotides. It is a transcript of the gene smo, whose product is annotated as protein smoothened. The transcript is spliced from 4 exons. Gene Ontology annotation, cellular component: cilium; dendrite; plasma membrane. Gene Ontology annotation, molecular function: patched binding; transmembrane signaling receptor activity. The record is from RefSeq and is a predicted model, not a curated record. Gene Ontology annotation, biological process: commissural neuron axon guidance; central nervous system development; smoothened signaling pathway. Lineage: Eukaryota; Metazoa; Arthropoda; Insecta; Hymenoptera; Braconidae. Bases 262 to 3198 code for a protein of 978 amino acids.